Messenger RNA from Amoebophrya sp. A25, 6302 nucleotides. NCBI's taxonomy places the organism in Eukaryota, Dinophyceae, Syndiniales, Amoebophryaceae. The record is from the annotation of a GenBank genome assembly.
AGGUACCGCAGUGUAGCGUCUGCAAUGUUGAUGACUAGAAGGCGAAAAUUCCCCCCGCCCGCUGCCCUUUAUUGCUUCAUUGGUUUGCUUUCUUAGUCGUAGCAUGUUGCAGCCUUGUAUCGCGGUUUCUGAAACGACAAAAAAGGACUUCCGUUAUAGUAUUAUUUGAACAGCUACAGCCAUUGGAUUCCCCCCUAUGCAAGUGUUGCAAUGUCAUACGUCAUAGAUUAUGCUGCUCAUUUGUUGCAAUUUUCUGAAGACGUAAUUAGACAAAAUCGUUGGAGGGUAGAUACCAAGAGCUUUAUCUUUAUGCCACGAUGACUGUACAACUGAAGCGUUGCACGUGAGGCUAGGAAGGAAAGUGCAGCUGACAUGGUUGAAAAGCGCAACCUGACAUUCACGUCUCAGCGAGCUCCGAUUCCAGCAGACAAUGUCCAGGAUGUUGUGCGUCAACGUGAAGCCACUACUCCGCAGCUGCAUCAUGACCCUGCCUCAUCGCCAACUUCUCAACGCUGCAUAGUUCUGGAAAAUAGAACCAGCGAUGUAUCGAGAAAUUCUAUCUGCCUUCAGCAGCACUCAGCCCUUCGAAACUUCUGGGAUGCGGCGACCACAUCCGUUCGCAAGAUCUUGGAAAAUUCUACUUCUGCUAAAAGUAAUGGUCGUAAAUGCUACCUGACGACACCACUGUUGAAAAAAACGCAGAAAUCCCCCACAGCGGAAGCUACUAGUCCCACCAGUACCUCGAUAGAGUGCAGCACAAGCAGCAGAGUAUCUCUUCGUCGACGUGGUUUUAGUCCACCUGCUAGUCAUCGUGAGAUAGUCGACCCGAUAACGCGAACUUCCCACGGCAAAACAUUUUGCGGAAGUACCAGUGUGAAGAAGCUUCGGUCAUCAAGACAGAACUCAAUUCGCACACACAACUGCCGCAAAAUGAUGCGAAAAUGCGAGUUACGCCUAGGCGGCAUGACCUGCAGUGCCUGCAGCAGUGCCAUCGAGAACAUGCUUCGGAAAACGAAAGGUGUUGAGCAAGCGCACGUCCUUCUCCUACUCAAUAAAGCAGUAGUCAGCUACGAUCCGACGUUCGUGAAGGCCAAUGACCUAGCUGAGAAUGUCGAAGAUAUCGGUUUCGAAGGCGAGGUCACCAAAGAUGUUGCGAUUGCAGGUGGUGCAGCUCCCUCAACGAGCAACGCUCCUGGUGCGACAGCAUCAAGUCGUACUAGUGCCAGUGCUAUAGUAGAAGUACAAGAACCUCAACAUGAGAAUUCUAGUUCAUCUUCGUCAACCUCUGCUACAACUGCUGCGAUCCCCGCUGGACGCCACUUUACUGCUACGAGCAAAGAUCUCCUUGUUGUAGAUGGAGCUGGCGAAUCACUGUCUACAAGUAAGAACAAGAUAGAAAAAGACUCGAGUCCUAUUCGGCGCAAAUCGGUAACAUGGGCGGACGAGGAAGCACCGAUCAAGGAUGCACCGGGAAGCGGCGUGGACGUAGAGGCGUUCCCUGAUGGUGAUGACGAUAUCGAUGAUAAUGAGGUGUGCGAGCUGCAUUUGUGGGGCUGGCCUGCCGAGGCGACCCUUGAUGCUAUAUCAGCCGUAGGCGGUAAAUAUGAUGGCGUAUUUCCAGCGGACGCUAUCAUGUCGAUCCGCGAGAUCAAACCCCGUCGAAAAACAGGCGCGCUUUCGUCUUUUUCUUCUGGUAUUCGGAGACGAAGUUCACCGGGAAGAAGCAGCGAUGGUCGACGUUACAUCAGCCGGGUGAUGCGAAGUCUUGUUGACCGAGUAUGCACGGUAAAUGACCUGCCGGGAGAGAGCGCUGUAGAACUAGCACGUAGAAGACCACUACCGUCAAAGAAAGGAGGUAGAUUGCGCGUGCGAAGCCUCUCGUCGGGAUCUGAGCACGAGGAGCAGCCGGAACAACCAGCAGAACAGACUUCAGACAUUGACAAUAACUUCUGGAAUGACGACGAUCUUGAUGGCAGCACUUUUUCAUCAUCAGACGACAAUGGCGCAGAAGAACGACACGAUAAUGGGACUGGUGCUUUUGGAGGAGGAGCGCCAUUAUCGAGUUCCUCUUCAGCAUUGCCACCAAAUGCAACUCCCUCUACUGUCGCAGGGUCCCCAUCCUCAACACGGCCCGUGGCGGAAUCCCCAGACCCCGAUCGGCUUGUUUGCAUUCGUUAUUUCCCGCACCUCCUUGGCGGUCGUGACCUCUUGCAUCGUGCACGACGCGAGAUUUGCAGUGCUAUCGUGCAUAACCAAGCCCGUUUAGAGCGGUUUCGUGCUGAAAACAAGCCUGAAGAUCUGGAGGCAGAAGAACUGAAGAAAAACUGUCUCCGGAGUCUACCCUUUGCUCUGGCCAUGCUCGGAAUGGUUUUUGUUCUUCCGCACGAAUUUUCGCACACUAGGUUGUAUUACGUGCUCAACAACACACAGAUCAUUCCUGGCUUGCACCUCCGGACCUUCAUCUUCAUCCUGCUAGCGACUCCAGUCCAGUUUGUCUUCGGAGCGCGGUUUCAUCGCGGCGCGCGAAAGGCCUGGCGCAAUCGCACGCCAAAUAUGGAUGUCUUGGUAAGUUUGGCAGCCACGAUUUCUUACGCGUACUCGAUGCUGGUCCUCGCGAUUGCGAUCAUCGCGGCAUCCUUUUUCCAGCUUGAGUGCAGUCAGCCACCGCCGCAUUUCUUCGAGGCACCAACCACACUCAUAACGGUGCUUUUGGGAGGAAAAUAUCUCGAGGUCAGAAGCAAACAACGAACGGUAUUUUUCGAUCACGUGAAUAAAAGUUAAAUUUCGAAGAACUACUCGUCCACUAGGCUACUACUUACGACUACGUACUAGCAGCUGGAGCUGCCUAAUUUUCUGUCAACAUAUUCUCCACUCAGGUCGGCGUUCUCGAGCGGCUCCUGCAACAAAAAAGCUCCAAAGAUGCGCGCAAUACCGCUCGUAUGCUGAUGAGUGGAACAACAGGAAGGACGAAGUCCUUGGCUCUGGAAUUGAUACAAUAUGGGGAUCGCAUCUUGCUACGACCCGGUGACCGGAUUCCAGUGGACGGCGUAAUCACCUCAGGAGCGUCUCGAAGUGGUUUCGCGAGCAACAACACCGCCGCCUCUAUUAGCACUGUUUCGUCUUCUUCCAAUGGCUCUCAUUCUAGACGAAGCAGCUCUUCGACGACACGGGUGACUGUCGAUGAGGCGUUGUUGACUGGUGAGAGUCGCGGCGUAGUCAGGGAGGAGGGACAGAGUCUUUAUGCAGGCUCGUUUCUGCUGAAAGGGUCGUGUUAUCUCGAGCCGACGCGCAUCGGGAGCAAAACGGUGCUAGCGGAAAUCGCAACCAUGGUUCGCGAGGCGCAGUCCACGAAGCCUGAAAUCGAACGCAUGGCGGACAAAAUUGCCCGCAAGUUCGUGCCUGCCGUGAUGCUACUCAGUCUGAUAACCACCAUUACGUGGCUAGUCGUGGUUUUUGCGUCCCCAGACGUGAUGUCACCGGAAGCUGCAGGUAUGCAGGGCGAAAUGCUUGCCUCGAAUGCAGAUGCGCACGUUGCUUCACCUGAGCCUACCACCAGCGCGGCUCAUAGUGGUCAUAGUAGCAGUAGUUCGGGAACAUCAUCAGGAACAUUAUCAGCAGCGACAUCUUCAACGCAUACUGCCUCUUCCACAACCGGAGACGGACACCCGCACACGAUGGCAGACGAAGUUGGCAUGAACGGUUUCUUCCUUUACGCGUUUGAUACUCUCUUCGCCUUGAAGUUCGGACUCGCCGUUCUGCUUGUGGCGUGCCCGUGUGCGCUAGGCUUGGCGACCCCGACUGCCAUAAUGGUCGCGACUGGUGUUGCCGCAGAACGUGGGAUGUUUCUCAAAGCCGCCCAGCCUCUAGAGACCGGCGCACGGACGGGGCUUCGCAUCGUCUUAGAUAAGACCGGGACAAUAACCGAGGGCAAAUGCCGAGUGGUAUCACAUGGUCUGCUGGCGUACGAAUUCGGGGCUUCAACUCCACGUGGAGGAGCGCAAGAAACUUUGCCCCAAACAGAGGUACCAGCCCCACAACAAUUACAAGCAACAGACGACUUGUCAGGCUCAGGCUCUCAACCAACAACUCCCAAUGACGAGAAGGCAGGAGGUGUCAGCGCUGCGUCGUCAGGCGCGUCCACAUCAAGGGGCAUUGUGGUGCGAACAGGCGUCGCGUCUUAUUCACCAGAUGUUGCAACGACUACGGAGGCUUCUACAUCUAAGGAAAAACUCAAGCUAGCCGGUGAAGCCACCGUGGUUGGUCGCCCGGUGGACACUGCUGGUGAGGUCGCCAUAAGAGAGGAAGCCGACUGCUACCGCGAUGUCUGGCAUGCUGUCUGUGCGCUCGAGCAGAAAUCGGAGCAUCCGCUCGCUGUUGCUCUCUUGGCACACGCCAAACGAGAGUUACAAAGCGUGCUCGACGGUCGGGGCGAGGAAGACACUUACACCACCGCUUGCGCCUCGUUCUUGUCGGGUGGCGAAAUCAUCAGAAAUUUCGAGAAUAUAGCAGGGCGCGGAAUUCGAGGCCAAGUCUUCUUUCCGUGGCCAGAAAUUGGUGCCGGAAUCACGCCCGGAGGCGGUGUUUGGCGCGAUGUCAAGAUCGGGAGCGCUAAAUUCAUCAAGGAAAAACAACAUCACAAUGAAAACACUGAAGAUGGCGCCAUUGAUCCUUCUGCGUCUUCGUCCAGCUCAGCAGCAGGUGCACUUAUGCAGCUCCUUCCGCUUCCUUCUACAGAUCAAUCAGGCGUAGUUACCCGAACAUCGACCGCGUCUACAACGAACGAGAUGGAGAUCUACCUCGAGGUGGAAAAUUCCUCCACGACCACGGUUUAUGUUGCGAUUGACGAGGAACCGGCAGGGUGGGUCGCUGUGGCAGAUCGUGUGCGCCACGGCGUGGCUGCAACGAUACGACAACUGCGUGCGGAGUUCCACGCUGAAGUUUACCUGUGCACAGGUGACUCAAAGCAAUGCGCCCGUAGCGUGGCGCAGGAAGUCGGGAUAGCUUAUCCCCAGAACGUACGUGCGGAGUGCCUCCCGCAGGAUAAAGUUGCCUUCGUCAAGCAGCUGCAAGCUCUGCCGAGACCAACAAGUAGGAGGCCCGCGAGCGGGACGGCCACCACAGAAGUUUAUCAUAGCAAUGAGGGUGGACAAAACCACGAGAGGAACAAGCAAGUAAGUCGAACAACCGGACAAAUUGCCAUGGGAGAAAGCCCUGGCGCGGCAAGUUCUGUAGAUGAUCCAAACGACGGCGAGAGUUUCUUCAAUGUCAUGGGCAGCGACGCGGUAUCCUCAUUGACUAAGAUCGGAGUUGGGGGAGGAAGUAGUAAGCAAAAACGCAGUAUCGUUUUCUUCGUCGGCGAUGGACUAAACGACGCGGCUGCUCUGGCUACCGCCGACGCUGGACUGGCUAUCGGGUGUGGAGCUAGCGUCUCUGUCCACGCGGCAGACGUUGUUCUUGUGCGCGAAGAGCUGUCAGAAACGCUCGUGCCACUGUUGCAAUUAGCGAGAAAGACCAUGUGGACCAUCAAAAGAAACUUCUUCUGGGCAUUCUGCUUCAAUUUCCUCAUGUUGCCCUUGGCUGCUGGGGUAUUCUACACCUGCUGCGGCCUUUCCGUUCCGCCACUGGUGGCUGGCACUGCGAUGGCCAUGAGCAGCAGCUUAGUGCUCCUUUCCUCCCUACAAUUGCGAUUUGUCAAGCUCCAGUCGUAUCCAUCCCCAGUGGACGGAAGGUCACUCGGACUAGGAGGUGCAAAAGAAUAACAACGAGUCGUACUCAAUUCGCUUUUGUCUGGUCCACAUCCACAAGUAAAACCACAACUGAUUAGAAGCUUAGCUUACCACGUCUUACUCUUACACUAAAGUUGGAAACCUAACGAUCCUUCACCUAUGCAAGAUUUCAUGACGAUCUCCUACCGUUUGCCUGCUUUUCCAUACUAGCAUAAGAAUGAACUAUUAAAGCGAAUCUUAUUAUACAUAGAUACUGUAGUAUCUGUAAAAGUUGUCAUCUGUUGGCCAAUUGGUAAAAGAAAUAAUAGAAAGACUCAUGCUAUUGCUCAAGCGAUGCAUACCCUUCUAAUCGUAGGAAACCAUCUUUACUUUGCCGAUGCGUCCCAUUCAUAUUUAUAUUGAACCUGCAGCCACUGCCACUCCACCCGUACACCCAUACCUGCUCCAUAGCCUCUGCCGAAUUUUGCACUUUGCAACCAACUCGUUUGGGAUGAAUGUAAGCUUUAGUCACCUUCUGCUUCUGCUUCACCAAGAGUGCUGCUGCUGGACAAAGAACCAAACAAAUGUGAAGACAGC